This is a messenger RNA of Mercenaria mercenaria, 933 nucleotides long. Its product is annotated as GDP-D-glycero-alpha-D-manno-heptose dehydrogenase-like. The transcript has a single exon. NCBI's taxonomy places the organism in Eukaryota, Metazoa, Mollusca, Bivalvia, Venerida, Veneridae. The record is from RefSeq and is a predicted model, not a curated record. Bases 1 to 933 code for a protein of 310 amino acids.
AUGAGAGUACUCGUGACAGGUGGUGCUGGAUAUAUUGGUUCAACAUUAGUUCCGAUGUUGUUACACAAAGGACAUGAAGUAACGGUAUAUGAUAACUUAUGUUGGGGAGUCUAUCCAUUAUUGCACGCCGCUUAUGACACUAAACUAAGGAUAAUACAGGGUGACGUGAAUGAUCGUAAACGUAUUGCUGAUGUGAUGGCAGAUCAGGAUGCAAUUAUUCAUCUUGCUGCGAUAGUUGGGUAUCCCGCUUGUGAUUCUAACCCUGAUUAUGCAUUAGGAACCAAUAUAUCUGGUACAAAGAAUAUCGCUGACUCUAAAUCUAGUAAUCAAAUUCUGAUCUUUGCAAGUACAGGGUCUUGUUAUGGAGCAAUCAAGGACAUAGGUACAGAAGAGACAAAAUUGCAACCAUUGUCAUUGUAUGGGAAAAGUAAAGCACAGGGUGAAGAAAUGGUGUUAUCUGUAGGAGGUAUAGCUCUUAGACUAGCUACGUUGUUUGGAUUAUCUCCACGAAUGAGACUAGACUUAUUGAUAAAUGAUUUGACAUUUAAAGCUUUUACUUGCAAACAUAUAAACUUUUAUGAAGGCGGCUGUAGAAGGACAUUUCUUCAUGUCAGAGAUGCCGCCCGUGCAUUCGUUUUUGCCCUUGAAAAUGCUAACAGUAUGAAAGGACAAGCUUACAACAUUGGUGAUGAGAAACUCAAUAUGACAAAAUUACAGGUUGUCCAGAGAAUACAUAACCUUUUACCAGACUGUACAUUUGCAAAUAUUUCAUCAGAAUCUGAUAAAGACAAGCGAGAUUAUGAAGUUUCAUUCAAAAAGAUAUCUCAAUUAGGUUACCAUCAUAAAAUAUCAAUUGAACAGGGUGUUAAUGAAAUGCUUAAGGUGUUUCCUUUCAUAACUAUCGGAGAACAGAUAAAAUAUUUUAAUGUUUAA